CACCCGACGCGUAAAACGCGCGCACGUCUGACCGCUCCGACCGCCCCCAUUUUCCAACGACAGGGUCUCGGCCUCAAGGAUGACGGCGAGGCGCUCGACAUGAGCGCUGGAUGGGUGGGCCAGGAGCAGGCGCGGGAGGCGUGCGGGGUGGUGGUCGACAUGAUCCGCCAGAAGAAGAUGGCUGGCCGCGCCCUGCUCAUGGCGGGCGCGCCCGGAACCGGCAAGACCGCGCUCGCGCUCGGCAUCGCGCAGGAGCUCGGAUCUAAGGUUCCGUUCUGCCCCAUGGUCGGCAGCGAGGUGUACUCCUCCGAGGUGAAGAAGACCGAGAUCCUCAUGGAGAACUUUCGCAGGGCGAUUGGCCUCCGCAUCAAGGAGAACAAGGAGGUGUACGAGGGCGAGGUCACCGAACUCACCCCGGAGGAGACCGAGAGCACGAGCGGCGGCUACGGCAAGGUCAUCUCGCACGUCGUCAUCGGCCUCAAGACCGUUCGCGGCACCAAGCAACUCAAGCUCGACCCGACCAUCUACGACGCCAUGCAGAAGGAGGGCGUGCAGGUGGGCGACGUCAUCUACAUCGAGGCCAACUCGGGUUCCGUCAAGCGCGUGGGGCGAUGCGACGCCUACGCCACCGAGUUCGACCUCGAGGCCGAGGAGUACGUCCCGUUGCCCAAGGGUGACGUUCACAAGAAGAAGGAGAUUGUCCAGGACGUGACCCUGCACGACCUCGACUCGGCAAACGCCAAACCCCAGGGUGGCCAGGACAUCAUGAGCGUGAUGGGCGCCAUGAUGAAGUCGAAGAAGACGGAGAUCACCGAGAAGCUGAGGCAAGAGAUCAACAAGGUGGUGAACCGGUACAUCGACACCGGAGUCGCCGAGCUCGUCCCCGGCGUCCUCUUCAUCGACGAGGUUCACAUGCUGGACAUCGAGUGCUUCACGUACCUGAACCGCGCGCUGGAAUCCUCCCUCGCGCCCAUCGUCAUCUUCGCCACCAACCGCGGCAUCUGCGAGAUCAAGGGCACGGAUAUGUCCGCGCCGCACGGCGUUCCCGUCGAUCUUCUGGACCGUCUGGUCAUCAUCCGGACGCUUCCGUACGCGGCGGAGGAGAUGGUGAAGAUUCUCGCGGUGCGAGCCGCCGUCGAGGGACUUCGCGUGGAUGAGGAAUCGCUCGCUCGGCUCGGCGAGAUCGGCGACGCGACGUCUCUGAGGCACGCGGUGCAGCUGCUGACGCCCGCGGCGGUGAUGGCGAAGACCAACGGACGGGAGGAGAUCGUCUUGGGCGACCUCGAGGAGGUGGGCGAUCUCUUCCUGGACGCGAAGGCAUCCGCGAAGCUCCUCACCGAGCAGGCGGACAAGUACCUCUCCUGAGCGUGCGUGCGGACGUUCAUUCUCGGGGUUUGGACGCGCGGCGGGCGUGUCGUCGAGUGCUUACGAUGCAUGCUCCGUGUGCUUCAUUGACAUGAUAUAAAUCGAGACUAAGUUACGAGUAU
Messenger RNA from Micromonas commoda, 1487 nucleotides. RefSeq names its product rvb1-like protein. Lineage: Eukaryota; Viridiplantae; Chlorophyta; Mamiellophyceae; Mamiellales; Mamiellaceae. The record is from RefSeq and is a predicted model, not a curated record. Gene Ontology annotation, biological process: regulation of transcription by RNA polymerase II; box C/D snoRNP assembly; chromatin remodeling. The coding region runs from base 100 to 1365 and encodes 421 amino acids. The transcript has a single exon. Gene Ontology annotation, cellular component: R2TP complex; NuA4 histone acetyltransferase complex; Ino80 complex. Gene Ontology annotation, molecular function: ATP binding; DNA helicase activity; ATP hydrolysis activity.